CGCUGAGUGUUCUUAACGCAGCGGCUGGCCCUGGGGGGGGUGGGGGGGUCUUGUGAACGGGCGGGAGUCUCGGAGACCAGGAGGACCCGGCGGCGGAGGAGAUGCUGCUCUUCGUGGAGCAGGUAACAUCUAAAGGUGCUGGUUUAAAUCCUAAUGCCAAAGUGUGGCAGGAAGUUCCCCAAGGAAGCGCUGAUGCUCCUUCAUCUACUCAUGGAACUGAGAGUUCUUGGCAAGAAACAGCAGCUACUGCAGGGCCUAAUCCUGAUGGUACCUUGGAGAUUGCAGAUGACAACUGUAAAGAAUAUGAUGUAAUGUAUUCCUCUUGUGAAGCUUCACAGAGUAACACAGGUGUUGAAGAAUUACCUACAGAUGGAAUGGUUUUGUCACCAGAGGAUUUGAAUUACCAAAUUUAUGAUAUAUCUGGUGAAGGCAGUUGUGCAGUUUCUGUUGAAGAUUUAAAGGAAUGUCUAAAGAAACAGUUAGAAUUCUGUUUUUCAAGAGAGAAUCUUUCUAAGGAUCUCUAUUUGAUGUCUCAAAUGGACAGUGACCAGUUUAUCCCAAUUUGGACAGUUGCCAAUAUGGAAGAAAUAAAAAAGUUGACCACAGACCUGGAUCUUAUUCUUGAAGUGUUGAGAUCCUCUCCUAUGGUUCAAGUUGAUGAGAAGGGAGAGAAAGUGAGACCAAAUCAUAAACGAUGCAUCGUCAUCCUUCGAGAAAUCCCUGAAACUACACCAAUAGAGGAAGUGAAGGCACUCUUCAAAAAUGAAAACUGUCCCAAAGUGAUAAGCUGUGAGUUUGCUCACAAUAGCAGCUGGUACAUUACAUUCCAGUCUGAUACAGAUGCACAACAGGCUUUUAAAUAUUUGAGGGAAGAAGUUAAAACUUUUCAGGGCAAGCCAAUCAUGGCAAGGAUAAAAGCCAUCAAUACAUUUUUUGCUAAGAAUGGUUACCGCAUUAUGGAUUCUACUGUAUAUACUCAACCAGUUCAGACUCAAGCACAGUUUGCCUCUCCACUCUUUAUGCAGCCUGUAUAUAGCCCUCAUCAGCAGUACUCAAUCUACAGUAUUGUGCCUCAGCCCUGGUCUCCAAACCCUGCACCUUACUUUGAAACACCACUGGCCCCCUUUCCCAAUGGUGGAUUUGUGAAUGGCUUUAAUUCACCAGGAUCUUAUAAAACAAAUGCUGCUGCUUUGAGUAUAGGUCGACCAUUCCAUAGAAAUCGCAUGAAGCCUCAUUUUAGGUCAUCUAGUAGUUCAGAACACUCAGUGGAAGGAUCAACUGUAGUUGGAUCAGUGUCGUUAGGUGAUGGACCAUUGAACAGAACUAGCUCAAGGAACUUACAGACUGAACGGCCUAACCACACACUAUCUGGGAACCAAGAACAAGUAUCUCCAAAGGAGUCUCCCACAUCACAGAUGGAGCAGAAUGGUGACUAUGGUGUUGGUAGAGGCAGGAGAAACCUUUCCAGAGGCCGGAGACGUAGAGAUGAUGAACGAAUUUCACGACCCCAUCCUAUAGCUGAAACAAAGACUCCUACACCAAAGUUUGACUUGUUAGCAUCAAAUUUUCCUCCUUUGCCUGGUAGCUCAUCAAGAACACAAGGCGAACCUGCGCUGGAGAGUAGAAUGUCAGAUGUUGUUAAGGGAAUCUCCAAAGAAAAGGAGAACAAAGAGUUACCAACCAGUUGCCCAGCCUCUGCUGAGGACAGACAGACAGACAGCAAUACCCAGCUGCCAAGCUUGAGUGCAAGUUCUCCAAAAACAAAUGAGAUUCCUGUGUUAAGCACACCUCAGCAGGAGAAAAAUCUUGUGGAGGUUUGCCCUGCCCAGAAGGAUGUUUCCGACCAGACAGCUCCACUUUUACCAUCGUGUUCUCCUAAUGGUGCAAAACCACCGAGGAUAAACACUGCUUCACCUUGUAGUAAUGUAAAUGUAGCCACAGCUGUUGUUGUACAGGAGCCCCGAAAGUUAAGUUAUGCGGAAGUUUGCCAGAAGCCCCCUAAGGAGCCUCCUUCAGUCUCUGUGCAGCCACUAAGAGAGCUUCGUUCCAAUGUCGUGUCCCCUGCCAAGAAUGAAGAGAAUGGUGUUCCUGAGAAGUCACAUGAAAAGCCAGAAGGAAGGGCUAGUAAGGAGUACACUGGCUUCCGUGGCAAUACUGCUCCCAGAGGUGCAGCUGGAAAAAUCAGGGAACAGAGACGCCAAUUUGGCCACAGGUCUUCACCUCAGGGAGUGACUCGGCGUAAUGGCAAAGAGCAGUAUGUGCCACCCAGAUCACCAAAGUAAAAAAACAAAAAACAAAAACAAAAAAACCCCACAAAAACACAAAAAAAAACUGUUAAAAACUCCUAUCUCUUUCAGUUAAACUUGAACUGUGGAUUAAUGAGCUUUGUUGGAGGGGAAAGGGGGUAUAGCCAGGAAGGAGAGAGGAGAAAAAGUAUGGCCUGAAGCAUUGUGGAUCUUUGGAGUUUGUGAAAAGUGGAAUCCCAGAAUUCAUCUCUAAAGUGAUUUUAAAAUGCUGGAGGAUUCCAAUCAGUAUAAAUAUAUAUAUAUAAAUAUUAUAAUUUUUUGUAUUUUUGUUUGUCUUUAAUUUGCAAGGUUUCCUGCCUGAAAUUAAUUUUGGGGGUUGAAAAUUAGCUGGAAAAAUGCAUAUUUACAUGUCCUUCAGUAUAGGAGGUGAGGAAGUGAGAGAAAAAUAUUUUUUGACAAAGCAUUUCUGUAAAAUUAGAAAUUACUUUUUUUAAUCUAUUUAAAGUUAGGCUUGUAGAAUGCUGUCUUUGCCUAUAUGGCCUUGUGUUGCAAAUCAGAUCAUUGGCUGGUGUGCUUGGUUUGUGUGUGUUUGCGUGUAUGUGCCAGAAUGACAGAUUACAGCCAAUUCUGUUAUGUCAUAACUUAGUAACUGAUUUAAAAACUGAAUGUACUACUUAAGUAGAAUUUUUUUCCAGCUUGAAAUUUAGUCUGUCUUUUGACCUUACUAAUAUUUCAUUCAAUAAGCUUUUUAACUGAAUUUACUGGAGAUCUGAUUGUAGGUCAGAAUAAGUUUGAAGCUCAAGGAAAUGGGAAAAAAAAAAGCAAAUAUAAAACUUGGUCUUAGACGACCUAUGCUUUCAGGUCUGGUAGACUGUAGGGGUUAAUUAAAACUGCCCUGCUUUCUUUUCCCCAAUAAGGGGAACAUAACAUCUUUUCGUUUUUGUUGCUUCAGUGUUCUCUGUGCAUCCUCUCCCCAACCUAUGAUAGACCUGUGUGUACUUUUCAUUGCAUUAGACAGGUCUAGUAAGAACUUACUAUAGGUGUGUUCUAAACAUGGCUUCUGAAAUAAGUGUUGUUCAUUAUUUUGCUUAUGUUCAAGUAUUCAAAUACUUAGGAUCCAGGUUGGAAGGGCGGGCUGCGCCUACAGUAAUUUGUGUUAGUGCUAAAGAUAAGACUUUGUAACUAAUUCUUUAAAGUGUUAAGUACUGUAGAAGUCAAAUUUUUAUAAUCUGGGGGGAAUUUUUCUGUUUACAGUGCAUAUAAUGCCUGCGUCUUUUUUUUUUCCCAAAAAAAUUUUUUUUAAUUAACUCUAACAUACACCAGAAAGAAAAUUUUGUUUUUGAGGAAAGGCUGAGGAAAAAAGGUAGUUAAAAAAAAAACCUGUGUAGGUUCUCAUUUUCUACAUUUGCAGCUCUGUUGUACAUUGGACAGAUGAGUUUAUGUGCUAGUAAUUACAGGAAAUGACUGAAAUAUAAAAAGAAAAAAAAACCAUGUUGCAUUAAUCUGCUAAGUCAGACCCCAAGUUCAAAGUUCUGUAUAAAAGGUUUUUUUUCGUUUUAGGAAUAGUUUUCAAAAGUAAGAAUUGUACCUUUUUCAGUGAAUUGCAAAUGUACAAAUUGAAAUUGUAAAUUGUAAACACUGGAAAGCACUGUUGUGACAUAUACAGUAAACAUCUUAGUAAUAUAUACUAGUGAUGACAUUAGAAUGAAUGUAAGUGGAGGUUAAAUUACAUUACUGUGAAACUUUUCAUUUUUCAACUUUAGCCGGUUAAUCUUUAGAAAUUCUUAUUUAGUAGGUAACUGUUAACAAAUCACUUUAAAAACUGCACAUCUUUUUUUUUCUUUUUUUCCCUACAUAUAUAUGUAUAUGUAUAUGCCAGAGUUGUCAUUUCUUUGUAACUUAUUCCGCUUGGCAGUUGCUUUUGAUUUAACGGCUUGAUAAUUCUGUAUAAUAUAUUUAUGCAGUUUAAAACUGUUCAUUUCUACAUAUAAUUUUUAAAAAUCAUUAUUCACUAAAACAUACAAUAAAACUACCUGUGCUGAGUUUAGGGGAAGUUUUAGGUUCUUUUUAAAAGAGAAAAACUUAAUGAUAAUCACUGAUCACAUCUAUGGUUAAAAUGCUUAAUCAGUUUACUUAGAUAAUGCUGCAUUUGGUGGAAAUGGCAAAGAAAUGGCAAACAUUUAAAAGUGUUAACACUGUGAACUGCAUUGAGUUUCAGAGAAUAAACAUUUUAUAAAAAUCAUUUGAUAUAGAUUAUAAACUUAAUUAUUGCACUCAAACUGAAAAAUAACUUUUACAAUGUAUUCACAGAUUUAGGCUUGCCAGUAUGCUGUGUAUGGAUUAAGUAAAAACAUGUAUUAGUGCUUAUAAAGCCACCUAAUUUCUAAACAUUUCAGAUGUCCUAAUUCUAAUGGCAAAUGGAAGGAACUUGUUUUGAGGAAUGCAAGUUGGUGAGGCAAAUGUGUUGAGUUUUUUAUUUUGUACAAUUCUAACUAGCAGAAGGAUUGGAUGUCAGUGAGUGCUUGCAUUUCAUCAUAAGAGAGCAGUUCAGCAUUUUGGACUAUCAUAAAAUAUAGGCCUUUAUGGGAUUUUUUUUAAGCUACUUUAUUGCAGCUUCGUAGAGCAGUAAGUACCUUUUAUAAUAAGUGAGGUACUAAGAAACUUGGUAUAUAGCCUUUAUUUCAAAGCAACAAAUUAAAGUUUCUGUCCAGGUGAUUCCUGUUAAAUGUGUGAAGCUGUUGAUUUUUUUUCCCCAGCAUUAUUCUAUAGCUGAUCAAUUAAGGAAAUUCACCUUUUUUUUGUUCUUGGAUGUAAGAACAUCAAUAUUAAAUUUGUUCUUCUCUCCUCACCCAUAUAUCCCAUUUUCUUUUGUGGAGGGAGGGUUGGGGGGUAAAAGUAAAUACAAACUGCUGUGAAAAUUGUAAAUCUCUGUGUGACCAUGAAUUUACUCCUGCAGUACUUGUUGCAUGAAGUGCACAUAGCAUAGAUUGACUCUGAAGUAAGCUAUCUUCAUAUUCUCCAAAUGCUCAUGCAAGUUCCUCACCUUUUGUUUUGCUUUCUUUCCUUUAAAAAGGAAUGGAAACAGUACAAAACUUUGCAUUUUUUUUUCAGUCUUGCCCAUUUCAAUUUCUUUAAACACCUACAGUUUUUCGUCUAGCAAAAUCAAUUUCAGUUUUUAACAAAUUUCAACACUGGUUUUCGAAAUUGUUGCCUGGGGAUCUAAUGGCUAAAUUAUUUCCCUAUUCAGUCUUUGAAAGAAGACUAGAGUGUUCAGGGUUUUUGUUUUGUGUUAUGUGCUAAAUUUACAUGUGAACAAAUGUUAGCAUAUAAAUUUCUGAUUAUUCUGAUUCCUAAAAUUAAGGUAGCUUUGAGUGUUUUGUCAUGCAUUCCUUUUGUUUUGUUGAAGAAGUAACCAAGUUAGCUUGGCGAAAAGUUUAAAGGUGCAGUUUUAGCAAUAGAUAUAGAAGCAUAAAGCAACCCAUUAUAACUAUUGGAAAGGAGGAAUAGGAAGGAUGUUGCUGGAACAGAAUAGUAUUUAAAGUAACUUAAUCCAUUACUUACUGUAGUAUUCUCAGUUACAGCCUUACAGCUUUGUCUGUCAGCUUCAUUAUCUACUGGUUUUACUGUCUGACACACAUGAGCAGUCACCUGGGUUAAAUCUGUAAUGUUUUUGCUAGCAUGUUAUACAAAUGGGUAAAAUGCACCAUUUUAUUACAGACAAGAUGCAACAGAAAUACCCACAGGGGAGAAAUUGCCUCUAAUAGGUUUUUAUAAAUUCAUAACUACGACAGAUAUGCAAUAGAUCUUUUUUGGGAUUUUUUUAUAUGUAUUUCCUUGUAACCUGGUUGCCAUUAAUCUAAAUACCUUAUGCUUUAUUGUGUAUGUUAAUGUAGUCUGGGCUUCCUUUAUAAAGAAGGUACAUAGUAGUUUCUGUUUGAUUAAUUCUGAAUUUGGACACCUUAGGAGUUCCAUUAAAAAAAAAAAGGCUUGUUUUAAUGCGUAGUUGGGAAUAAAUCAACUCUGAAAAUCCAUCUGAUUGUUAUCCUGUAACAAGUUAAAAUCGUAUAUUGAAGAACUGGAGACUUUUUUAAAUGGCUCUUCAAUUACAGAUAAUUUCCAAAAGUGCAACUCAAGACAUUAAAAGAGUUUCAGUUUUAUUGCACUCAAAAUAGAUGAAUACAUAUCUGUAUAUACACACAUGUGUAUUUGCAUAUAUAGGUAUGUAUGUAUAUGUAUCUUCCUAUAUGUGUGUGUAUAUAUCCAUAUAUGUGUGCCCAUCAGCUUUCUCCUCAGAUGAUUCAGACUUCCCUUGGCAUUCACAUCUCAACAAAAUGGUGAAAAGGGGGUUGGGGAAGAAAAACAGAACCAACUAUCUGGCUUCUACUUUGUCCAUUGCUCUGGUUUAUUCCUGUUGUCAAGACUGUCCAAAACAAUAUGGUGUGACAUAGGCUCAUGCUUUAAAUGUUAAACUGAUUACAUCCAUGUAUUUGUAUUUUUGUUUUUGACAUUGCCAAGGUGCUAUGGGAAAUUAAAAUAACACAAAAUUAGAAAAAAAAAAUAAAGCUGAUUUAAAAACA
Messenger RNA from Dromiciops gliroides (monito del monte), 6823 nucleotides. It is a transcript of the gene LARP4, whose product is annotated as La ribonucleoprotein 4. The coding region runs from base 102 to 2282 and encodes 726 amino acids. The record is from RefSeq and is a predicted model, not a curated record. The transcript is spliced from 16 exons. Gene Ontology annotation, cellular component: cytoplasmic stress granule; cytosol. Gene Ontology annotation, biological process: positive regulation of translation. Gene Ontology annotation, molecular function: mRNA 3'-UTR binding. NCBI's taxonomy places the organism in Eukaryota, Metazoa, Chordata, Mammalia, Microbiotheria, Microbiotheriidae.